CCAUCCCACUCCCGGCGGGUACCGGCCCCUCCCCGCGGGGCCGGGGCGGGGGAUGCCGGGGCACAACCCCGCACCGCCGCCUCCCCGGGCCGUGUGCGCGUUCGUGCGGGGGCGCCGCUGCCCCCUCAAGGCGGGCUCCCCCUCCCGCCCCCGCCGUUUUGGCGGCAAAGCUCCGCCGCCGCUUCCCGCCCUUUACCGCCCCACACCGGCGCUCCCCUCCCCCCCCAUCCCUCACACCGACCUCCCGCCAAAACCAACCGGUUCGGACCGGCGGGGACCGCCGGCCCCUCCCGCACCCGCGGCCCUCGCCGGUAACGGGCCCCACGCCGCCCCCACCCCCGGUGCCUGCUGCUGGGGCCAAGUGACUCAGGAAGUUGGGCUCCUUCCAAGAGAGGACAUUCCUCACACCUGGCACAGCCACAGCCCGUGUGCUACAAAUCCAGCUAAAGAUCUUCAUCACCACUUCACUGUGCCCUUAACUUUUCACUUUUCAGUUCAACCUCAUUCAGAAAAACACCCCAAAGAACAGCCCCCCUUCCCUGUCCAGGUAAAUUCAGGCUUUUUCAGACCCCAGCUGCAUGUUUUUCCAGCCAUGCUGAUUUUUCCCAUCUUCAACACAUAUAAAUUAAUGAUGGAGGUUCUGUUUUCACUGACAGAAGCCUGUGGCUCUAUUCCCACAGAGUCACUGGAUAGAUGCACUCCUGAAACUCUGGAGUUUGCCUGGGUAACUCAUCUCCACCACCCUCUAACAAAGGAAGGCUCACAGGGGAAAGAACUGCAAUUGCAUUUACUGGAAUAUCUGAUGCAGGUGGAACGUACAUGGUCAGGCAAAAAUGCAUUUUUUGAGUAGAAGAGUCUCCCUAUCAGCCUAGCAAAGCAGACUGGAGAGUUUCCAUCUCAUGGAGAGUACACUGUUUCCACAGUUUCCUGAAACAUGGAGAAAAUAAAA
Molecule: messenger RNA, 949 nt
Organism: Vidua chalybeata
Lineage: Eukaryota; Metazoa; Chordata; Aves; Passeriformes; Viduidae
Exons: 3
Coding region: 53-850 (265 amino acids)
Source: RefSeq, a predicted model, not a curated record